UGUACGAGAGCUCGUGUAUUUGAACGGAUUAACGCGUUGACUGUAAAUUGAAACGCAUACAUAGCGACACAUAUAUACACGCACCAAGGUGCAUGCUAGUGCAGAGAGUAGUGGCGGCGGAAGAAGAGAACGCAGACGACGAAAGUGAAGACGGGCUGUGAAAGUGAAUUGGGCUUUUGGGUAUUAGCAACAACAACCAAAAAGGGGGAUACGCCGAAAGCGAAUGUGAAAAAGUGAAAUUAAUUUUCGUCUACAACAGUGAAGUUGAAAUUUAUAAUCGAAUUGCCGUGGUGGUGGUGGUGGUGGUGGCAAGCAGUGAAUGGAGGGAGGGCUGCUGCAGUGCAGUCGUUAGUAGUUAAUGGUGUCGGUGUCGGAUGGUCGGUCAUUAGAGAGUGUCAAAAUACAAAUAAGGAAAAAACAACAACAACAACAACAACAACAACAGCAAGAAAAGCGGAAAAUAUGUCAAAAUGGCAAGCAAAGAAGUGUAAGGAGCUGUUAAUGAGAAUUAUGCACUAAGCAAUAUAAAUGCAUAAAAACCAUAAAAGAAUUUCUACGAAUACAAAAUGCAACAGCAACGAAAACAACAGCACAACUUCAACGCGUUCCAUGCAUGACAUACAUAUAUACUAUAAUACAUAUACAUACAUACAUAUAUCAACUACAACCAAAUUGUUCAUCACGGUCGACAGCGAGAUAUAAACAACAACACGUAUGACGACCACCAACUCAGCACUCACGCACAACGAAGCACAGCAACAACAAAAUCACAAGAAUGUGUUGUAAAACAAAUGGAAGUAAGACUAGUUGGAGUAGCAGAAGUAGAAGUAAAAGAAAAGUGAAUGUUGAUGAUGCGAAUGGUAGCAACAGAAACGGUAACAGCAGCGGUAACAACAACACCAACAGCUGUGUGAUAAGCACACGUCGGAGAGAUAACUGUGCGCUGCUACUACUUUUGGUCAUACUCACACUAACGCAUAUACCCAGCGCAAGAUGCAAGCGAAAAGAAAUGGCUGCUGGUCGACUGGAGAAUGUCACACAAACUAUUUCGAAAAUCCUACAAGGUUACGAUAUACGAUUACGUCCGAAUUUUGGCGGUGAACCUUUGCAUGUGGGUAUGGAUCUCACCAUAGCGAGUUUUGAUGCCAUAUCUGAAGUGAAUAUGGACUACACCAUCACCAUGUAUUUGAAUCAGUAUUGGCGUGACGAGCGGCUCGCCUUCAAUGCCUACGGACCAUACUACGACGACGAUGCCGACGAUGAUGGCGUCAAUGAUGUGCUGACACUUUCGGGAGAUUUCGCUGAGAAAAUCUGGGUGCCAGACACAUUUUUCGCAAAUGAUAAAAAUAGUUUCUUACAUGACGUCACCGAACGCAAUAAACUGGUGCGUUUAGGUGGCGAUGGCGCUGUCACAUAUGGCAUGCGCUUUACAACAACACUCGCCUGCAUGAUGGAUUUGCAUUAUUAUCCGUUGGAUUCGCAAAAUUGUACGGUGGAAAUCGAGAGUUAUGGCUACACCGUUAGUGAUGUAGUGAUGUAUUGGAAGCCCACACCGGUGCGCGGUGUCAUGGACGCCGAACUGCCACAAUUCACAAUAAUCGGUUAUGGCACAAACGAUCGCAAGGAGCGCCUGGCGACCGGCAUUUACCAACGCCUGUCGCUCUCAUUUAAAUUACAACGGAAUAUUGGUUAUUUUGUAUUUCAAACAUAUCUGCCAAGUAUAUUGAUUGUAAUGCUUUCGUGGGUCUCCUUCUGGAUCAACCACGAGGCGACGAGUGCGCGCGUCGCAUUAGGCAUAACCACCGUGCUCACAAUGACCACAAUUAGCACCGGAGUGCGUAGUUCCUUGCCAAGGAUAUCGUAUGUCAAGGCCAUUGACAUUUACUUAGUUAUGUGUUUCGUGUUCGUCUUUGCCGCUCUGCUUGAAUAUGCAGCUGUCAAUUAUACGUAUUGGGGCAAGCGUGCAAAGAAGAAAGUGAAAAAGUCCAAAGAUGGUGAUGGCAGAAAAACAGGCAAAGGCGACAAAUUCGAAACGUGUUCGACAGCCGAGGACAUCAUCGAAUUGCAGGAUGUGCGCAUGAGUCCUAUACCCUCAUUGCGCAAGGGCAACUACAAUAGCACGCUCGGCUCCAUAGGCACUGAAACUGUGGACCUGGCAAAGUUUCCACCGAGCUUUAGAAUUACGCGCAAUUAUGGCACGAAUCGUACACAUUUGCGCUAUAGAGGUCAAAAAGGCAAACCACGCAUGCUGCAUGCGCUGAAGCGUGGCGCCUCCGCGCUCAAAGCAACUAUACCAAAAAUCAAAGAUGUUAACAUUAUUGACAAAUACUCACGCAUGGUGUUCCCAGUCAGCUUUCUAGCCUUCAAUCUCGGCUAUUGGCUGUUCUACAUUCUGGAAUGAUAGCACCUGAUGACACUUCACGCCAAAUAGGAGGAGCCCUAGUUUAGUGUGUAGUGUGCCAAGUAAUGCAAACCAAAACCUCAAGGAAAUUCACGAAGCCAUUCUAACCAAAAGCCAAACGCCAAAACACCGCCAAAAUUAAAAGCAGGCAAAUAAUCAAAAAAACAAUGUGAGUUAGUCCACAAAUCAAAAUUAUACGGAAAUUAAGAAUCAAAAAAAAAGAAAACUCUCAACCAAAAGCAACCAACCAAAUGUGUCGUCCUCAGAAAUUCAAUUCAAAAAUUAUUUAUAAAAAUUGAUGUUGAGAAAAUUGAAGCCAAAGGAGCUACUAUUAGUCGAAGUUUAAAAAAAUGCGCAUAAAAGCAAACAAAGAAUAACCAAAAAAGAACAAAAAAAGCUAAAAGAAACCAACACCUGAAUUGUGAAAAAUCCCAUGAGAAAAAGUAAAACAAAAAAUUAUAUCAAAAGCACGAAUUCAUUGCCACCACUUUGCUGGAUGUGUUUGAAAGUAUUAAAUAAAAAGUUCAAAGCCAUAUGAAAUUUACUAAAAAAAAAACAACUACAAAUAAGUAAAAAUGUCGAAAUUUAUUAACAAAUCAAUUAGCUAAUAAUGUAAUUAAAUACAUACAUACCACAUACAUACCAACUGUAGGAAUACUUACAAAUGUUUAGUUUAAGUUAGCAAUGAAUUAAGUAGUCCCUAGAGUAUAAACCCAAGUCUUAAGGGGCACACCUAGUGUAAUGGCCCAAAAAAAAGGUGAUUUUUGGG
This is a messenger RNA of Ceratitis capitata (Mediterranean fruit fly), 3170 nucleotides long. It is a transcript of the gene Lcch3, whose product is annotated as gamma-aminobutyric acid receptor subunit beta-like. Gene Ontology annotation, biological process: signal transduction; chemical synaptic transmission; monoatomic ion transmembrane transport. The transcript is spliced from 10 exons. The record is from RefSeq and is a predicted model, not a curated record. Bases 776 to 2401 code for a protein of 541 amino acids. Gene Ontology annotation, molecular function: neurotransmitter receptor activity; GABA-A receptor activity; extracellular ligand-gated monoatomic ion channel activity. Gene Ontology annotation, cellular component: neuron projection; membrane; GABA-A receptor complex. Lineage: Eukaryota; Metazoa; Arthropoda; Insecta; Diptera; Tephritidae.